AUGAGCACGGUUAAUCAUUCUCUGAAAUGGGUUAUUUUAGACAGCAUUCAAAAAUGCAAAAAGUUGGAAACUUUCAAGAAAAUCCAUGCACAUUUGAUAACAUCAGGGGUUGUCUCUAACCACUUAGUCGUCAACAGGGUUGUUGAGUUUUUUGCAAAAGGAGGCAACUUUGCUGAUUAUGCAUGUGAUUUUUUGAGUCACUGUGAUUGGAAAGUAAGCUCCUUUCCAUAUAAUUCAUUGGUUUCUGGUUAUGCUAUUUGUGAUAGGCCCAAGACUGCAAUUUUGGUUUAUAGAAGGAUUGUGAAAGAUGGGUUUUUGCCUGACAUGUUUACUUUUCCUGCUGUUUUGAAAUCAUGUGCUAAGUUUGUGGGGUUUGGUGAGGGUAGGCAGGUUCAUGGGGUGAUUGUUAAGAUGGGUUUUGCGAGUUGUAUCUAUGUUGAAAAUUCUCUUGUUCAUUUUUAUAGUGUUUGUGGGAGUUUUGGUGAUGCUAGCAGAGUGUUUGAUGAGAUGCUUGUGAGAGAUGUGGUAUCUUGGACUGGUGUUAUUUCUGGGUAUGUGAGAGCAGGCUUCUUUGAUGAGGCCGUAGGUUUGUUUUUGAGGAUGGAUGUUGAGCCAAAUGGUGCAACUUUUGUUAGUGCGUUAGUUGCUUGUGGGAGAAAGGGGUAUUUGAGUGUAGGGAAGGGGAUUCAUGGCUUGGUUAUUAAGCGAGCGUUUGGAGUAGGUUUGGAAGUUAACAAUGUUCUCAUGGAUAUGUAUGUGAAGUGCGAGUCUUUGCCUGAUGCGAAACAAGUAUUCGAUGAGCUUGCUGAGAAGGACAUUGUUUCUUGGACCAGUAUUAUUAGUGGAUUGGUGCAAUCCAAAUGUCCCAAGGAGGCUUUGGAGUUGUUUUGUGAUAUGCAAAGCUCUGUUAUUGAGCCUGAUGGGAUUAUACUUACCAGUGUGCUUUCAGCCUGUGCCAGUCUUGGAGCUCUUGAUUAUGGCAGAUGGGUUCAUGAGUAUAUUGACCGUAAGGCCAUCAAAUGGGACAUUCAAAUUGGAACUGCUAUGCUUGACAUGUAUGCAAAGUGUGGCUGUAUAGAGAUGGCAACGCAGAUCUUCAAUGGAAUGCCUCAUAAGAAUGUUUUGACAUGGAAUGCAUUGCUGAAUGGCUUUGCUAUGCAUGGUCAUGGCCAGAAGGUGCUUAAACUUUUCGAAGAGAUGAGAAGGGUAGGCAUGAAGCCAAAUGAGGUGACAUUUCUAGCCAUUUUGACAGCCUGCUGCCACUGUGGCUUGGUCAAUGAAGGGCGUCAGUACUUUCAUUGGAUGAAAAGUCAGCAAUAUAAUCUUCCUCCGAGGUUAGAACACUACGGAUGCAUGGUGGACUUGCUUUGUAGGGCUGGACUCUUGGAUGAGGCAUUAGAAUUGACAAAGGCUAUGGACAUGCCACCUGAUGUUCGGAUAAUGGGAGCUCUUCUUAGUGCUUGCAAGGCAAAUGGAAAUGUGGAACUCCCCCAAGAAAUGUUAGACCACCUUGUAGAGUUUGACUCUCAUGAUAGUGGGGUUUAUGUGCUCCUCUCUAAUAUACAUGCUAUCAAUCAAAGAUGGGCUGAUGUAACAAGAAUAAGGAGAUUGAUGAAGGAGAAAGGUAUCAAAAAACCCCCUGGGUUAAGUGUUAUAGAGGUGGAUGGCAAGGCUCAUGAAUUUAUUGUUGGAGGUACAAGACAUCCUCAAGACAAGCACAUUCGUUUACUGUUAAAAUUCCUGUCAGAUCAAAUCUUUCCUGAAGAACAUCUUGAACAGCCAUUCUUGAUAUAA
Molecule: messenger RNA, 1794 nt
Organism: Dovyalis caffra
Lineage: Eukaryota; Viridiplantae; Streptophyta; Magnoliopsida; Malpighiales; Salicaceae
Source: the annotation of a GenBank genome assembly